Molecule: messenger RNA, 1302 nt
Organism: Lithohypha guttulata
Lineage: Eukaryota; Fungi; Ascomycota; Eurotiomycetes; Chaetothyriales; Trichomeriaceae
Gene: CEACAM1
Product: carcinoembryonic antigen-related cell adhesion molecule
Exons: 1
Coding region: 1-1302 (433 amino acids)
Source: RefSeq, a predicted model, not a curated record
AUGAAGGGUUUACCACCUCGCGUCUGGAUAGUGCUAGCAUUGCUGCUUUGCAGCUUUGCGAGCGCUCAGAACGUUGGCUUUACACAAUAUCCCACUCAAGUCGUCUCUGGUCUAGCAUAUCCAGUUUUUUGGGAAGCAAAUGGUGCUACGGUCACGAUUAACCUUCUACAAAAUGGUGCACAGCAACAAACGUUAUAUACCGGCGCUGGUAACACCUUCACGUGGCAAACAGAGGACGAUGACGAUGCUGGAACGAACUACGCCCUUCAGAUUGUUGUCGGUGGAGCGGCGCCAGCGAACAUAGUAUCCGGCGCAAUUUGGGUCAUCGAAGACGAGGAUGGUCUCAAUGUUAAUGGCCAAGUAAUUUACGCGUCUGUUGCAAAUGGACCUGCAUCGUCAGGCCUCGUGUCUGCUGCUGCGCCAACUGUGGCACCACCAGCAUCUGCUGCAAGCACAAACGUGGCGUCUUCAGCACCGGCAUCAGCGCCGGCAUCCGCUUCACAAUCAGCAUCAGGAUCAUCCUCAGCAUUCGCUCCAGCAUCCGCACCGGCAUCAGCGUCGGCAUCAGCAUCAAGAGCAGAGACUGUUACGUUCACGUCCGCUCAAAGCGUCUAUACGUUCACCACGACCAUCAGUCCACCAGCUGCUAGUAACAGUAUGACAGGAGUCGAAACACUCACCUUUGUGUCUGCUGGAGCAACUUUCACGACCACAAUGGGCACGACAGCAAGUUCUGAACCAACAGUAAAUCCUGUGCCAUCAAUACCGAGUAGAAGCGGCUUGAGUGGAGGAGCGAUUGCAGGAAUUGUAAUCGGUCUCCUUGCUCUCAUAGCGCUAGUUGCUGGCCUUUUGUGGUUCCGUAGACGUCGUCAGAAGCAAAGGAGGAUGUCUGGAGAUACCGUGCCACGAUCACCAAUAAUGGCGUUCAUCAGUGGUGGUCGACGAGCCCUCAGCGAUCGACGUUCUGCUCCGAAUGCAGACUCAGCAUAUGCCGUCACGACUGGCGACGAGAAGCAAGCACAACGGCAAAGUCUGGUCUCACCGCUAUCGCCUGGUACGGCAACGGAGCUGGACACACCCACCAACCACCUUGGCACGCAAGGUACAGGUACAACGUUUGCGUCAGCUGAGAUAGAUGGACAAGGACGGCACGAGAUGCAGGCGGUCCCGCCGAGUUACGAACUUGCUGCGGAAGACGUUCCUAUCGCACGAGGAGAUAUGACGAGAUAUCCAGCAACAUGUGUUUCUGUGUCUAGAGUAGGCACAACCAGCGAUGUCUCCGCAUCCCAGAACGAGAAAUGA